Molecule: messenger RNA, 741 nt
Organism: Chrysochloris asiatica (Cape golden mole)
Lineage: Eukaryota; Metazoa; Chordata; Mammalia; Afrosoricida; Chrysochloridae
Gene: ZNF575
Product: zinc finger protein 575
Exons: 2
Coding region: 1-741 (246 amino acids)
Cellular component (GO): nucleus
Source: RefSeq, a predicted model, not a curated record
AUGCUGGAGCGAGGCUCAGAGUCCGAGGCCGGGGGCUCCGACCCCAGUUCCAGUAACAAACAAACAACCACUAAAGGAGAUGUUUCCCACCAGGGUCCGCUGCAGAAGUCCAGCCGCCCUGCUCCAGGGCCCGCCACGCCCUCGGGGGUAAUUUCCCGUCCCCGCCGGCGCCCCCCGCCCCAACGCCCGCACCGCUGCCCCGACUGCGACAAGGCUUUCUCCUAUCCGUCCAAGCUGGCCACCCACAGGCUGGCCCACGGUGGCGCCCGCCCCCACCCAUGCCCCGACUGCCCCAAAGCCUUCUCCUAUCCCUCCAAGCUAGCUGCCCACCGCCUCACGCACAGCGGCGUGCGCCCUCACUCGUGCCCACACUGCCCAAAAGCUUUCGGCCACCGCUCCAAGCUGGCGGCACACCUCUGGACGCACGCGCCAGCCCGCCCCUACCCGUGCCCAGACUGCCCUAAGUCCUUCUGUUAUCCCUCCAAGCUAGCAGCCCACCGCCACACGCACCAUGCCACCGACGCCCGCCCCUAUCCAUGCCCGCACUGCCCCAAGGCUUUUUCGUUCCCUUCCAAACUGGCUGCCCAUCGCCUGUGCCACGAUCCCCCCACCGCGCCCGGCAGCCAGGCCAGUGCCCGGCACCGAUGUUCCAGCUGCAGCCAGGCUUUUGGACAGCGACGCCUCCUGCUCCUUCACCAACGCAGCCACCACCAGGUGGAGGGUCAAGGAGAGCGCGAGUGA